AAUGCUAUAAUUAUGGAAUCACCAGUCAGAAUAUGUAUAGGUGCAACAUUGGUAGUAAACUUACUACUGAUAACGAGCACGCUAGUAACAGCAAAUACUUUGCCGAUCGAAUCGAAUUCUAGUUUAAUUAAGAGCGACAGAAAUCCCAGAUAUGGUAGAGUUAAUAUCACUGGAUGGGUGGGAAGAAACAAAUCCAAAUCACUUGACAUAGCAUUAAAUGAAUUGAAUCCUAAAGAUUCGACAAGUGAGGAACACACAGAGAAGAAUGCUAAAUAUAAGGAUAGGGGAAGAGUUAAAUUUAAUUUACAAUCAAAAUCUACGACACAGGGCCCUAUAAAAAGAACUGUGACUGCCUCGCAAGCACCUGAUGUUAUUAUUGUUACACCGACCCCUGAAGUAAAGAAACCAGCACAGAUUAUAAGUAGUAUGCAAACUUACAAGAAAACGAAGAUGCCGGCCGUUACAGUUGUAAAAAAUAGCGAGCCAGGUUCAGCUAAGUUAGAGACACAAAGCGAGGAAAGAUUUAACGAAGAAGACGAGGAUGAAGAUAAAGAAUCUUUUGAAAAAUAUACAUCAACUAAGUUUGAUGAUAAUAGCUACUUUACUAUACCAAGUUUUGAUGAUGAAGAUGGUGACGAUUUUAGUACUAAGAAAUAUAAACAUGCAUCUAGUAAAAAGUCAAAUCAUAACUACAAUACGCCUACAUUCGAUUCCUACUUUCCUAAGAAUGUAUAUACAACUAACGAGGAAUCAUAUAAAUCAUCAGAUUCAUUCUAUAAUUUUGAUUCUGAUCUCACUACUCCUAAGAAUGAUUUCUUCGACAAAAAGUAUCAAGAAAUAUCAUCCAGUAUUUUAAAUACUUUAGACACUAUUAAAGCUAAAUCCCCGCCGCCGAAUAUGACAAACGUUCAUAAAAUAGUUAAAGAAAAUGUAGGUUUUGAGAAGUUAAGUAAUAAUACUCCUACUAAUAAAUCUACAGUAUUUAUAAAAAAUACCAAAGAAAUUCGAUUCCUAGAUAAUGAUGAAGCAGAUACUAACAAUAAAGGUUUAUCAGAUGUACAAGGUACGAGUAUCUAUUAUGAAAUGACCGUAUUAUCCACUGAGACUUAUAAUAUAAAGGAAAUUAAUGAUGACGACUGUGACGGUGAUAAUCAAUCUCCUUCACCAACAUUAAGUACACCAAUUAAAGAUGAGUUAGCGUCUAUUAAAGCAAAAUAUCCUGAUUUUGUGGAGACUUCGACAAGGCGAAGUUUCUCAGAUUCUGAUCCAAGUGCUGUAUCAUUAUCUCCGGUUACAAUGAGUCCAAUGCCUAGUAGCACAUAUCAUUCAAUUUUCAGUUCAUUAGGACCCGUUCCGGUUUCAACACAAAAUGUUGUAUUUUCCACUGACACGUCUAGACUAUUUUCGAGUAAUUAUAAUAGAAACAGAAAUUAUUCGAAACGACUCAAUUUGUCUGGCACUAAAGAUUCUCCAAACAGUGUGUUAUCUACUUUACAAACCGAACAAGCGUCUUCGAACCAAGCUUAUAAACCGCAGACAAGAAGAUUUCAUUACACAACACCAAAAACAAAACCAAUAUGGAUGGCUCCAAGAAAGAAUGUUACUAAAUCAAAUUAUCCCAGACUUCCUACUACUAUAUAUUCUGAACAUUUCGAUAUUAAAGAUAAGAUAUCGAGUACACAUAAACCAAAAUUAUCGACAAGAACAAUUUUAACAACUCAGUCUUCAGACAUAGAUCCAGUGUUACAAACUGAGGUUAGUGGUGUUAAAAAAAUCGUUCAAACUCAGUCUAUAUCCGAUAAUACCAUUCCAUCCUUGUGGAAGAGGGGUUCAACAAAGUUUUCAUCUUCGACUUCAACAUCUGCACACGAGACACGCGGUGGGAUAAAUGAUAUGGAGAUACCGCCUACUUUAACUGCGUGGGCCUUGGCUAGCAUGCGAAGUCCUCCGUCGUUGUCCAGUAACGUGGUGAAUGUUACUGGAUCGACACAAAAGAGUGUUGACGAAAAUGAACUGCAGAAAGUCGGCGAAAUUAUAGACAAGAAAGAGACAACCACGAGCUCGACAACGACGAGCACUCCUACGACGACUAGCAAUGAAUUCUUAUCAAAAAAUAUAACAGAAAUCUAUCAAAAUAAGUUACCCUUGAAACCAGUACUACCUACAAAGGUAAAUUCUAUAGAUGACACGAGUGGGAAUGCAGCUGAAUCAAUAUCAGAAAGGGUACCAGCUGAAAGUAAUAUAUCCGUUCAAAGUAGUCCAGAGCCUUCUAGUACAGAAACGGUUAAAAAAGACAUUUCCAAAACAAAUUCAGUAGUAACCACUAACAGUUUUAGGAACAAAGAUCCUGAAACUUCGUGGAUCCCAAUUACUAGUGGUGAUCAGACGAUAAAUGACGAAACGAAUUUAGAAGAAUUGUCAAAAACAGAAAAAAUUCCACCAGUUGACGCAACUAAGUCAACUGGUUUUGAAUCUAUUACAAAAUUACCUGCAGGUGUAACGACCCCUAAAGACGAAACAGCGGCUUCUUCAGAAGUGAAGAACAAAACGCAAGAGUCAAAUAACAUACCUGUUAGAACGGAUUACGAAAUAACUACAAUAAGGUUUUCUUAUGUUCCUACAGAGGAACUGACUGAAACUACUGAAUCUGCUGAUAACACAGAUUGGAUACCUGCCUUCCCAACUAGAACGCAAGUUACACCUAAAGAGGAAAGUCCUAUAACAACUUACAGACCAAAGUAUGUUACAAUGAUUGACCAUCUUGAUGAAACAACUACUAUUACUAUUGAUAGUACCCCUAUGAUAGAAAUAUCAUCACAAAUUCUUGAAAGCUCCACCAAAGAGGAAACACCGACUACAACGGAGGUUAUUGAAGAUGUAACACAAAUAACUACUCAGCCAACUCCUGCUGUAGUAACGACAACUGGAAGUACUAUGCAGAAUUAUGAACAAACUACAAUAGAAAACGAAACUACUUCACCAGUAGAAACUACUACGAUCGUAGUUAGUGUCGCAACAGAGAUAAAUUCUGAAAGAGUUCCCGUUACUGUUUACUCGCCCUCUGAUAAAACUGAAACUGUUUCUGUAAUGGAGACUGAUAGCACAACACAAGAAAAUAUUAAACGCAAUGAAGUUGUUACAACAGAAAACCAACCAAAAACGGUGACCUUACCGGUAACAACUACUGAAGCAGUUACAACUACCACUGAACCAACACCGAUCACAACUGAGGCAGUAACAACAAAGAUAAUAACAACCACAGAAAUAAAAAAAACAACGCAACACGAUGCUCAUCUUGUUGAAACUACGCCAGCAACAACAGAGCAAUACACAACAGAUGCAACAACUAAGUCGGUGAAUGAUUUAGAAGAUUUGACGAGUUAUUCUGGUGAUGUGACAACUGAGUCGUCUUCAAGAGUUCUGGAAGAGGAGGCGGGGUCGGGUGCCGCGAUAGCUAUAGCAGUCAGCACGAUUGGUGUCAUUGCUCUGGUGCUGUUAGUUGGAUUGCUGUUGAUAGUACGUCGCCGAGGUCGCCGUGGCGUGUACGCUCAGCGCUGCACCCCAGUAUCUUUGGACGCAUAUAGUCUUGAUAGCGUCAGCGUGGGACACAGGAAGGGCAACCACCGACUACGCGCCAGCAAGCGGAGCUAUGGGAACCCUGCUUAUGAUGACGAGGUGACGUCACACCCUAUGCAGUACGCAGCACUUGCCAAUUUCGCGAUGGAUAUAGACUCUAUUAUAGCCGAGUUUACAGAAAUCCCAUCAGUAACUGUUCGGCCAGAUGAAGUACCGCCAGGGUGUGAAGACAAAAAUCGGUACUCCAAUGUACUGCCACUGCCAGAGACUAGAGUACCGUUGAAGAGGAUCGGUAAUGAUCCGACUACAGAGUACAUCAACGCUAACUACAUAAUGGGUCCUGGAAAUAUACGUAACUACUAUAUCGCGUGUCAGGCUCCACUAGCCAACACUGUGAUAGAUUUCUGGAGGAUGAUAUGGGAACAGAACUCUCGUCUCAUCGUGAUGCUUACCGAGUACAUGGAAAAUGGAGUUGAAAAAUGCUAUGAAUAUUUACCACCAUCAGAAAUAUCAGACAACAAGAGGACUUUUGGGGAUUUCCAAAUUAUCCUCAAAAAGAGAGAGCAAAGGGACAAAUACGCCAUAUCCAGUGUUCAGCUUAUAAACAUGGCGACCAGGACUUGGAGGGAGGUCACUCAUUUGUGGUACUUCUGGCCAGCUAAGGGCGUCCCCGAUGAUUACGACUCCGUGAUAGACUUCUUAUCGGAAAUGCGAAGUUAUAUGAAAAUUACGCAAACUGCUAAGGAGUAUGAUGAAGAUGGUGUCGAAGUAAUUUAUCAAGACCAAAGCAGAUCGUCAUAUCACAAUCUUUCGAAACUCCGUGAGGAAAAUGGCUCCAGCAAUGGAGUCAACGUGUACUCUCCCGCUAAGGCCGAGGAGAUGAUGAUGAGAAGAGGAAAUGCCACUAAUGGUACUUUGGGCAAAAUGAAAGCUGCUUCGGAGGUUGAAAGUGUGCGGCCGUGCGUGGUGGUGUGCGCGUCGGGCGCGGGCCGCUCGUGCGCGCUCAUCGCUGGCGAGCUGUGCGCGCGCGCGCUGGCGGCGGGGCGGGCCGACGUGCCGCGCGCCGUGCGCCGCCUGCGCGACCAGCGCCCGCACGCGCUCUCCAACCGACACCACUACGUCUUCUUGUACAAGUUACUAAGUGAAUACGGCAACAGACUGAUGGGUGGAGGUAUGGACACAAUUUGAAGAUCUUCUCAGGGUAAGGCUUUAGAUUAAGAACCGUCGAAUUAUCUAAGCUCAAAAUUUGACCGUUUAUCGGCAUAAUUUCGUUAAAAAAA
This is a messenger RNA of Melitaea cinxia (Glanville fritillary), 4856 nucleotides long. Its product is annotated as flocculation protein FLO11-like. Gene Ontology annotation, molecular function: protein tyrosine phosphatase activity. The record is from RefSeq and is a predicted model, not a curated record. Lineage: Eukaryota; Metazoa; Arthropoda; Insecta; Lepidoptera; Nymphalidae. The transcript has 10 exons. Gene Ontology annotation, biological process: protein dephosphorylation. Bases 13 to 4764 code for a protein of 1583 amino acids.